Molecule: messenger RNA, 3671 nt
Organism: Carcharodon carcharias (great white shark)
Lineage: Eukaryota; Metazoa; Chordata; Chondrichthyes; Lamniformes; Lamnidae
Product: interleukin-13 receptor subunit alpha-2-like
Exons: 11
Coding region: 404-1633 (409 amino acids)
Biological process (GO): cytokine-mediated signaling pathway
Cellular component (GO): membrane; external side of plasma membrane
Molecular function (GO): cytokine receptor activity; protein binding
Source: RefSeq, a predicted model, not a curated record
AAGUUUGGAUGAGAAUCGGUUUGUCUGAUGCCUCACUGUGGUUUCAGAGAUUACAGUAAAUCAGAUGAACAGGAAGUUUUGUUAGUGACCUCAGCAGUGAGAAGCAGACGGAGAGGCACUUCCCUCUUCAAUUGCUGCUCUCACACUGGACUGCACAGUGACCAGAAUACACCUGGAGAAAAACAUGUUUGGUGUUACUCUGACAAAGAAGCAUCUGGCUUGUUCCUGAAGUCGAUCUUGGGAAGGAAAGGGAAAUUUUCCUUCUAUCUCCUCGUACAAACGCUUUGGUUCUGAUUCCAGCAGUGAGACUUUAAUUGGCCAUUUCAACUGACACGGGGAGUUUUAUUACCUGGUAUCUGAGCUUAUUUCACAACAGGCAGCACUUCUGCUGAAGAUUCCCACUAUGUUCCAAUUGGCACAUUGCAUUGCAAUCUCCUUUGUUUUAACAACUGCCUUAAGUGAUGGAAACCUGGAGUUCCUAGCAAACCUUACUGAACUUAACCCACCGACCAACAUCACAGUUAUAAAUAGAGAGCUCGGAGAGCUGACGUUUGCUUGGAAUGACAACCUCAGUGAAGACAUGAAGAGGCGGAUUGACGUUAGAUAUCUAUUUGAGUAUAAGUACUUUGAUUCUCAUGAUUGGGAACAUUGCAGGAUUCAGCACACCGAAAACGAAGACACUUUUGAGUUACACAGGGGUGUUUCCGUGCGAGUUAAAAAUGUGCUUCUGGACAGAAAACAAGUGACAGUAAAAGAAAGUAACUGGACAGUAGAGGAGAUCGAACCAUCAGGUGAUCCAGAAACAUUGAUUUCCAACUUCUCAUGUAUUGUGUAUAAUCAUUCAUCCAUGAAUUGCACAUGGAGAAAAGGCAGGAAAGCACCAACUGACACCCAAUAUACAAUGUAUUACAGUCAGAAUAAGAACACAAGGCAAUGUACUCAGUAUUUUAUGGACGUGUGUGGGAUGCAGGGCUGUCAUGUAGACCACAUUGACAUCGAGGAAAUUCUAAUAUGUGUCAAAGGAUCAAGUAAUUCUAGAACAAUUAGACCAUAUUAUACAAAGAUUGAUCCAACAAGCUGUGUGACAUACAGCCCACCAGUAAACCUUAAGGUUUUACAAAAUCUUACUGUGAAAUGGGACAUGCCUCCAGAUGAAGACUAUUAUAAUGACUUUUUUGAAUUUGAACUGAAUGUCUCAGGUUUGGAUGUGCCUUUAAUUACUGUUGAUGAACCAAAUUAUGUUUUUGUAAACAUCAACCCAACAAAACGUUACUCAGUGAAAGUAAGGAUGAGAUCAAAAUAUUGCAAAAAGGCUAAGAUCUGGAAUAACUGGAGUAACUGGAGCAAUGAGGAUUUCAUUGAACCUACCCAGUCGUUUAAUUCAUUUUGGGUAUUGAUUAUAUUGGCCAUUAUCGUAACACUGGCACUGUUGCUUCUACUCUUUGCAUUCAAAAGGUGCAAAGUGUUGGAAACUGUAUUCAAACCAAUCCCCGAUCCUCGAAAGAAGUUCAAAACAUUGUUUGAGGAAUACAACGGUGAUUUCCAGAAUUGGAUCAACUAUCAGAUACCAAUCUCAAAAGCUGACGAGUGCCAUCCAGUUGUCAUUGAAGAAAGUCCCAAGGCUGAAGCAUGAAUGAAGAAAAUUUCAUCACAAAAAAUUUUUGCACCUGACAGACUGCCAUAAACCUGUGCGUACACAAACCAAUAUUCAGAAUGCUUCACUUCACCCAUGCCUUAUCUAUUAAAAACUGCUAGUUAUUGUCAGUCAAGGUUUUCCACAUCGCUCAGGAUCAGUUCUGAAGCAACGUCCCUGACCAGGAAUGUUGGGAUAAAUUUUCCCAGCCCCAUGGUGGUGGGCUGGAGACGAGUAAGGUGGGACAAUAAGAAGGAGAUGCAGUGGGAUGCAGUCUUCUCAAGGGUGGCCUGGGAAUUGGAUUGGCUGCCUGAACAAUGGAGGUGCAGCCAAUCUGCAUAUUUAAGGCCACAGUGGGGGCAAUUUAGAAAAUCGCUUUUGCUGGUAGAGCAGCCACUAACCACUAACCCUCCCCCCAAUUUAGUGGAGUUGGCCUUCCUGCUGCAAUCCAGGGAGACCAUCGAAGCAGGAGGCUCCAUGCUGGCUAUUGGGUCUACAAGCGCAGGAGGUCAUAAUCGCGGCUGAGGCAGAUGCAACUGAGGGGUUUCCCAUUUGCAUAGAUUUGUCACUUUUCAAUAUUUCAUGUGCAGGCCAGCAAAGGCACCUCCAUGUCAAGGUUCACCCUCACAGUCUCUGAUCUGCAUCAGCAGCACCUGCCUCUCUUGGUAGGGCUGCCGAGAUGUCAGCCCCCUGAUUGGGCCGGCAGCCUUUAACUCCGGCUCAAAAUCCUUAAUUGGGGGUCCAAACUUGGAGGCAACUAAUUAGGAGGCUGCUUCUGGGAAUGUUGCUGGGUUGAUCCGACUCUCGGCAAGUGAGGACCCCCAUUUGCUUCUGACCGCAGGGUUCUGCCCAUUAACUCUGUAUCUCCCUCCAUAGGUGCUGCCAGAGUGCUGACUAUUUCCAGAAUUUUUUGCUUUAUUGCAACCUAUUCUGUUGUGCUUAAAUUCAAUUCCCACAAACCUCCCCCUCAACCCCUCAGCCCCCGACCUAAAAUAUGGAGCUGUUUCUAGCAAUGGGUGUGCAUUUUGUCAAAAUAUAGCUUCUUUUCUUCGGCUGUGGUUUUUAUGUUUGCUGAACUCUGCUGUCUCUAUCUUAUUUUGUCAAUGGGGAAAUUAUGAUUAGGUAAGGAAAUGAUGAAAAUUCUGAACAAUGUGAAAGUAAUUCUAAAUGCUUUUAAAAUUUAUUUUUACUGACCAUUUGCAUAGUUUCUUGUGAGCUGUGUUAUUGCUCUGUAAAUCUGAAAAACAUCACGGAUUGACAAACCCCCAGGACCAGGUGGUUUCCAAUGCAGGGAAUUGAUAGACGUAGAUGAGACUAUUGUAGAUUCCCUAACUAUGUUCUUUGACAGCUCUCUCGAUUCAGUAAUCAAUACUUCAAAUUCUACUUUUUUAUGAUAGGCGAGAUGGGAUUAGCAGGGAAUUUUAGGUCACUGAGCCUAACAUCUGUUGUGAAGAAGUUACUCGAUUCUAUAAUAAGGGUGGAGUGACUCAACACAUUGGGAACCAGUAUAGACUUGUUAAUAGCGGACUGCUUAACAUCUUUGUCCGCUAUUUUAAUGGAGGUGUUCAUUUUCAUUGGCGCACUGAGGUUGCUGAAAUAGAGGAUAAAAUAAAUUCAGACUAAUACUUUGAAGUGUUUUCCUGCUGAUAACGUAAUUAGCGCUUUCUACACCAUAGAAUCUGACUGGACUUCCUCGUUUUGUUGCUUUUUACACAUCAUGUGGGAACUUUUAAUGCAAUAACUGUUUCUGUGCAAAGGUCUUGAGCAGAUGUGGAAAUGUGUUGGCACGUGUGAAGCAGAUCACUGCUACAACAAGAAGUCAUUUUUAAGCUAAAUAGCCUGAUGGUAGUUAUCUAUUCCAGCCUAGCUCAAACAUUACUGCCAUUUUUAAUUCGUGUUUUUUUUAAAGCAGCCUCACAGCUAGCAGGUGGAGAAAUGUGCAAAGAAUUCAGGAAUGUACAUUGUUUUAACGACUACGGUCUGUGAUGCAUGAGACUGUCACACUAUAUUAAAGAUUUUAAUUUUUCAAAACCUAAAA